AUGAGUGUAAAGCCACCUUCCCUCUUCUGGGCAUUGCUAGCACUUGGCCAGUUCCUACACAUCUCCCGACAGGUGGUUUCCGUGUCAAUCACAACACCUCUACCUGAUCUAGACAAGGUAUCUGAAAUUGAGCUUCAGGCGGGGCUUACCUCGGGGCAGUUCACGAGUGUCGACCUGAUCAAGGCGUAUUUCUCCCGCAUCGAAGAGGCCAUUCUACAGGUGCCGAUGCUCCGCGCUGUGACAAAUCUGUCUGCGCUCCAGGAGGCUGCUAUUCUGGAUUAUGAGCAGCUCACCUACGUGCCACGCAGUGCGCUCCAUGGGAUCCCUGUUCUUGUGAAGGAUAAUGUUGCGACUGUGGCAUUUGAAGGUGUGGCGAAGCGAUUACGCGAGGCGGGAGCUAUUAUCCUUGGUAUGUUUCCUGAAGGCGCAGCAUAA
Suillus fuscotomentosus is the source of this 435-nucleotide messenger RNA. RefSeq lists its product as uncharacterized. The record is from RefSeq and is a predicted model, not a curated record. The coding region runs from base 1 to 435 and encodes 144 amino acids. The transcript has 3 exons. Lineage: Eukaryota; Fungi; Basidiomycota; Agaricomycetes; Boletales; Suillaceae.